AGUCGGCGCCGCCCGGAGCCGCGAGCGCGGCCGGAGCGAGGCGCGGGCUGUGGGGCCGUCGCGUGCCCGGCCCCGCUUGCCCGUGCCCGCCGCUCUCCCGCCAUGCCCGGCUUCGACUACAAGUUCCUGGAGAAGCCCAAGCGGCGGCUGCUGUGCCCGCUGUGCGGGAAACCCAUGCGCGAGCCCGUGCAGGUUUCUACCUGUGGCCACCGCUUCUGCGACACCUGCCUGCAGGAGUUCCUCAGUGAAGGAGUCUUCAAAUGCCCUGAGGACCAACUUCCCCUGGACUAUGCCAAGAUCUACCCAGACCCAGAGCUGGAGGUCCAGGUGCUAGGCCUGCCCAUCCGCUGCAUCCACAGUGAGGAGGGUUGCCGCUGGAGUGGGCCACUUCGUCAUUUACAGGGACACCUGAAUACCUGCAGCUUCAAUGUAGUUCCCUGCCCCAAUCGCUGUCCUGCCAAGCUGAGUCGCCGUGAUCUGCCUGCACAUUUGCAACACGACUGCCCAAAGCGGCGCCUCAAGUGCGAGUUCUGUGGCUGUGACUUCAGUGGGGAAGCCUAUGAGAGCCAUGAGGGUAUGUGCCCCCAAGAGAGUGUGUACUGUGAGAACAAGUGUGGUGCCCGCAUGAUGCGGCGACUACUGGCCCAGCAUGCCACUUCUGAGUGCCCCAAGCGCACCCAGCCUUGUACCUAUUGCACAAAGGAAUUUGUCUUUGACACCAUCCAGAGUCACCAGUACCAGUGCCCAAGGCUGCCUGUGCCCUGCCCUAACCAGUGUGGCGUGGGCACUGUGGCUCGGGAGGAUCUGCCAAAUCAUCUGAAGGACAGCUGUAGCACUGCCUUGGUGCUAUGCCCAUUCAAAGACUCCGGUUGCAAGCACAGGUGCCCUAAGCUGGCAAUGGCGCGGCACGUGGAGGAGAGUGUGAAGCCACAUCUGGCUAUGAUGUGUGCCCUGGUGAGCCGGCAGCGGCAGGAGUUGCAGGAGCUGCGUCGAGAACUGGAGGAACUAUCAGUAGGCAGUGAUGGCGUGCUCAUCUGGAAGAUUGGCAGCUAUGGGCGGCGGCUACAAGAGGCCAAGGCCAAGCCCAACCUCGAGUGCUUCAGCCCAGCCUUCUAUACACAUAAGUAUGGUUACAAGCUACAGGUGUCUGCAUUCCUUAAUGGCAAUGGCAGUGGUGAGGGUACACAUCUCUCUCUGUACAUUCGUGUGCUACCAGGCGCCUUUGACAAUCUCCUUGAGUGGCCCUUUGCCCGUCGUGUCACUUUCUCCCUGCUGGAUCAGAGCGACCCAGGGCUUGCUAAGCCACAGCAUGUCACUGAGACUUUCCACCCUGACCCAAACUGGAAAAACUUCCAAAAGCCAGGCACUUGGCGAGGCUCCUUGGAUGAGAGUUCUCUGGGUUUUGGAUACCCCAAGUUCAUCUCCCACCAGGAUAUCCGAAAGCGAAACUACGUGCGAGAUGAUGCAGUCUUCAUCCGUGCCUCUGUUGAACUGCCCCGGAAGAUCCUCAGCUGAGUGCAGAGCUGGCAGGCUCAAGGGGAGAAGGGGGCAUGGAUGGGACAUGAUUUAUCAGGCACUGGUUGAACCUGGAGAGGGGGCGGGACCUCCUUUCAGCUGCUUAUGCUGCCUGGGUUGUUACCCUGUUUUCCCCCUACCACUACCACCCUCAGGUGCCUCCAAUUGGUGCUUCAGCCCUGGCCCCUGCGGGGAGCAGGUCUCUGGGUUAUCAAGGGCUGGAAACAAGUGAUCCCAGGGCCUGUCUCCCCUCCUGGGCAGGGCAGGUAUGCCUUGGUGCCAACCACAUUCUACCUGGACUGAGGUACCUGCUCAGGUGCUUUGUCCCAAGAGCCAUAGGGGGAGGGAUUGGGAAAAGGAGGGGUAGUUAAAAAAAAAAAAAUCUGUCUUGAGAUUUGAUUUUUCUUUCCCCAGCUGUGUCCCUUCUGGUUAUUUAUUUCCUUAGCACCAGGAAGGCACAACAGGGGAGCCCUGAUUUUUAAUAAAUCCUGAAUUGUAUUUAUUAACUUGGUUCCAGCCUGUCUCCUCCGAGUUAGUUAAGUCCCUGGGAGGUUGGGGCUAACUAUGCAAAGGACCACUGAGAGAAGUGCUGCCACUAUGACCCCAAGAUCAGCUGCCCUGCUGAGUCGCCCUCUGGUGGGCACCAGGGGGGACCACAGCAGACUUUGGAAAAGACUUGUUGCUGCCUCCUGGUGGUUAAAUGGGAAAGGUGCAGGAUAAGGCUGGAAUCCCCAGUUCUUUACUCACCAAAAAUCAAAUGCUGUGUCAUAAGCCCCACCCCCAGCCCUCUGGUACUGGGGAUUGAACCCAGGGGCACUCUGUUAAUGAGCUACAUGCCCAACCCUUUUUUAUUCAGAGGGGUCUCAGUUGCUGAGGCUGGCCUUGAACUGUGAUCCUCUGCCUCCUGAGUUGUAUCAUCAAGCCUGUCUCCUGAUGACAACUGUCAUUCAUUUAGUACUUUCUGGUUACAGACACUGCCAUGAACUUGAUGCAAGAUAUUUCUUUCCAUGUAGCAGUCAAGUUAAAUUAACUUUUACAUCAUAGUAAAAGGACCUGUCUAAGUGGGUCUUAUUGAAGUUAAUGAGACAAUACAUGUUCCUGACAUUUAUUCUAAGUGCUUAACAAAUGUUAACCUAACCGAAGCCAGCCUAUACCUGGGGACUGACUAGAGGUGUCUUCAAGAUGUACAAGGCAAGCUAGGUUUGUGGCUCAGUGGUAGAGCGCGUGUGUGAGACACUGGGUUUGAUCCUCGGCAACAAAGAAAACAAAGGUCUACAACUAAAAGAAAAAAGAGAUACAAGGCACUUGAACCUUUUUGUCCAUCCUUCAUAUAGGCCUCAGUGGCCACCUGCAGUCACCCAUACUUUACCAGCUAGGAACAUUAGUGAAUUAUCAGUACUCUUUCAGCUGGUCUAGGACAGGGCUGAAUUUCUUUUUUCCCCCUGGUGCUGAGUAUCCUUGUUCAUGCUACCCAUAUGCUCUACUGAGCUACAACUCCAGCCCCAAGAUUCUUUUAAAACUCCAGAAAUAUAGCUCCAAUUCUGGCAAUACACUUGGGCUUGCAUUUGGCAAGUUUCUUAGCUACAUGGGGAUUAAUUCUGCUCAAUUCUAGAUUUUGUUGAAAUGAUUAAAUGAACUAAUCAAAA
This is a messenger RNA of Ictidomys tridecemlineatus (thirteen-lined ground squirrel), 3161 nucleotides long. It is a transcript of the gene Traf4, whose product is annotated as TNF receptor associated factor 4. Gene Ontology annotation, biological process: regulation of apoptotic process; regulation of canonical NF-kappaB signal transduction; positive regulation of JNK cascade. Gene Ontology annotation, molecular function: ubiquitin protein ligase binding; zinc ion binding; tumor necrosis factor receptor binding. The record is from RefSeq and is a predicted model, not a curated record. Gene Ontology annotation, cellular component: plasma membrane signaling receptor complex. NCBI's taxonomy places the organism in Eukaryota, Metazoa, Chordata, Mammalia, Rodentia, Sciuridae.